GCGAUGAUACCUCUCAGUGAUGUCUCCAUGCUUGCUGUGGCAACCAUGUUGUUCUACGUUACGCUCAGCGUCUUCACAAUUCUGAACGUCGUGACGGGUGUCUUUGUAAACACAGCCAUCGAGCGUGCCAGCGCCGAUAAAGAGAUUGCAUCAUUGAAGACGCUCCA
Symbiodinium pilosum is the source of this 167-nucleotide messenger RNA. The record is from the annotation of a GenBank genome assembly. NCBI's taxonomy places the organism in Eukaryota, Dinophyceae, Suessiales, Symbiodiniaceae.